AUGUGCAGAUGUGCUAUCGCUGCUGUUCUUCCCCUGAGCAUCGUCAACAUGGUGCUUGGCCUCGGUCUUCUGAUCGCUGGGAUCGUUGCGGCUACGUACAAGAUCCCAAACACCUGCAAUUCCAUCGGCUCAGGCUACAACAACAACAAAGGAUCUUUCAACUCAGGAUUCAACUCGGGAUUCACCCCCGGGUACAACUCGGGGUAUGCAGCAGCAUACAGCGCUGGAGCUCAGGCGGCAUACAACCAGGGGUACCAUGCGGGAUUCAACACCGGGUUCAACAUGGGGUACUGCUCGGGCUACUCUUCCUCCAAUCAGUACUACUACACCGGGCAAGCUGCAGCGUACAACUCUGCUCAAACCUCUGCCGGCUACAUCCCAGGAACCUACAGUAGUGGAUUAACACCGGCUUAUGCUAGUGCCGGCUACUACUCGGCCUACCAAUCUGCCUACGCCACCAGCGCCUCUCAGUACUACAACUCAGGCUACUACGGAGGAGCUUACAGCAACUAUCAGUGUGAGGCCUACAGACAGUCAGCCCAGGACGUUCUCCUGAUCUUGGCGCUCAUGGGGACCAUCCCUGUGGUCUUCCCCCUUGUCUUCGGGUGUGUGGGCAUCUUGACUAGUAUCUACAAGAGCAAGAUCGCUGCUGGCGUCAACCUCACCUGCCUCAUUCUUGGCACCAUCGCUUCCACUGUUGGGGUGAUCAUGCCCACCGUGCUUGCGUCGACGGCGUCGGCAUACUGUUCUUCGUCCUACGUGUCAUACGACAACAGCUUCUGCGGCAGGUACGUGGGCAGCACGUGGGCUAUCGCCUCCCUCAACAUCAUCCUAUCCAUCUACCAGCUGGCCUUCUCCAUCGUCAUGUGCGGGCUAUGCUGCCAGCCCGAGGAGUGGGAGGGCAGCAACUCGGUUGCUGCUGAGGGAGCGUCGAACGCUAUGCCCAUCGCGCAGGUCGCCGGGACCCUGCCCUCGGCAGGAGGCCAUGGGGUAGGGAUGGUGCCACAGUAUCCCCAGGUGGCAGGGCUAGGAGGCUACUACCCUCAUGGAGGGGGCAUGGCUGCUGGAGGAAUUCCUCAUCCUCAUGCUGGUCCGUUUGGAGGAGGGGGGCUCUACCCUCCCGCAGGAGCCCUUUACCCUCCUGUGACAAGACCAGAAGUGUUCUACCCUCAAGCGGGAAGCGCAAGGUUACACAAUGGUGUUCCCAAUGUCAGCUCGUUGCAGCAGCAAGAAGCAGACUAUGAGAUGGCUCUGAAGAUACAGAGAGAGGAGGAGAGGAGGAUGAAGCAAGGGUCGAGAGGAACUUCAGUGAACGAACCCCCCCACGUGCGGUCGUCCGGCACGCCAUUGACAUCGGGGGCUGUGGAGCAAGAGUCGCUUCUUGGAUCAGAGUUGCGUCCUGACAUGUGGAAGCAUGAAGAAAUUGUCAACGGUGAGCUGGCAGUAGCGCCGAGGACGUCGGAGACGGAUCGGUCUCCGAGUGCGGCAUCAAGGACAGAGGAGGCGAGCCGGGAACUUGAUAAGAUCCGUGGUCAAUCAUCGGAGACAUGA
Guillardia theta CCMP2712 is the source of this 1551-nucleotide messenger RNA. RefSeq lists its product as hypothetical. The transcript has 2 exons. Lineage: Eukaryota; Cryptophyceae; Pyrenomonadales; Geminigeraceae. The record is from RefSeq and is a predicted model, not a curated record. The coding region runs from base 1 to 1551 and encodes 516 amino acids.